Messenger RNA from Capsicum annuum, 1431 nucleotides. Its product is annotated as probable lysophospholipase BODYGUARD 4. The transcript has 4 exons. The record is from RefSeq and is a predicted model, not a curated record. The coding region runs from base 44 to 1342 and encodes 432 amino acids. NCBI's taxonomy places the organism in Eukaryota, Viridiplantae, Streptophyta, Magnoliopsida, Solanales, Solanaceae.
UUAGCAGUUGGUGUAUUAUUCUUUAUAUUUCUUUAUUCUUCCUAUGUAUCUAUCUAUCUACUUAGACAUGCACAAAAUCUCUAUAAACUUUUCAGAAAAAUGGCUAAAAAUUUUGAAAGAAAUUCUCAUUUCAUCAACCAGCACAAUAGUAUUCUUCUUCCUCGAUUUUCUCGACGUUCUUUUCUGCAUACUGUUCAAGUUUAUGGAUGAAUUCUUGGAAGGUAAAGGUUCUCAUUGUUACUGUUCCAUUGAUGAUAAUGAAGCCAGUGAGUUUUCCAGUAGCAGUCUUUAUAAACGGGGGAACUUGUUUAGGAGAAAUAAUGUUGUUAGGAGGAGAAAAAUGAAUGAGAAUGUGAGAUGGUCUGAUUGUUCUUGUGUGAAUUGUGUUUCAUGGAUGAGAAAUGCUGCAGAAGAGUUGAAGCUUCAUGUUGUUGUCAAAGAACCAGAACGAGCUAACGCGCAGGAUUUCAAAGGCAAGAAAGCGGAAAAUAUAGUAUUUUUACAUGGCUUUCUCUCAUCUUCCUCAUUCUGGAUAGAGACAAUUUUCCCUAAUGUAUCUGAAGAUGCAAAGAAGAAGUACAGAUUGUUUGCAGUUGACUUAUUGGGAUUUGGAAAAAGUCCAAAGCCAAACAAUUGCUUAUACACAAUUAAAGAUCAUGUGGAAAUGAUUGAGAGUUCAGUGAUUCAUCCAUUUGAAUUGAAUUCAAUUCAUAUAGUUGCACAUUCAAUGGGCUGUGUGGUGGCAUUAGCCUUAGCUGCAAAACAUUCUCACUCAGUCAAAUCAAUCACCUUGAUAGCACCACCUUACAUCACUUCAACAAAGGAGGAUGUUAGUUUAACAGCACUAAACAAACUUGCAGCAAGAAGAUUGUGGCCGCCUUUGUUAUUUGGUUCAUCAUUUAUGUCUUGGUAUGAACACCUAGGUCGAUGUAUAUGUUACAUCAUCUGCAAACACCACAGAAUUUGGGAAGGAAUCCUCAAGUGGCUCACUUGGAACAGGAACCUACAUUUUAUGGCCAUUGACUUGACUAGACACACUCAUCAUUCAGCUUGGCAUACAAUGCAUAAUGUGAUAUGUGGUGGAGCAAAGUUUAUGGAUAAAUAUUUGGAAACUUUAACAUUAGCCAAGGUGAAAAUUAAUGUUAUUCAAGGUAGUAAGGACCAAGUAGUGCCAGUGGAAUGCAGCAACAAUGUAAAGAUGAAAGUGCCUGAUGCUGAGGUGAAAAUUGUUGAUAAUGCACAUCAUACUUCUAUAGUCAUAGGUAGAGAAAAAGAUUUGUGUGAUGAUUUAGAGGAGUUAUGGGGGUCACAAUAUGUUAGAAAUGGGAAUUCAACUUCUUGAUUUUGUUUUGUAUGAAGAAAUAAUUUUUGUUUUUGUAGAGGCAUUGUUUCAAGUUGUGAAAUCUAAAAUGUGUACGGCAAUUUCCACGU